AAAAUUCUUACCUCUAGUAGUGUUAUGAUAUAAAAACAAUCAGUUGAAACAGUAGGAUGUUACUCAAAAAAAAUGUUUUUUACUAAAAACAUUUAAAAACUGAUAGAUAAAUAGGACAGCUGUUAAUUUAAUAUGUAAGUCGCAGUGUGACCUUUGAGGUUUAAAGUAACAGGAGCAAAUUUUAACGUUUCUGUAAGUACAGAUGUUUUUGGCGCCAUCUGACACUGCAAGUUUUAUCAAAAUACAAUUUUGUUUUUUAAUGAAUUAAAUGUUUAUACGACUGGCAAUAUUAUAAAUAAUGUGUAAACAUAAAUCGUGAUAUCAUUAUAAUGGAUCAGACACCAAAGCGGCAAAAAAUUACUGAAGAGUCGAUCGUAAAUGACAUCGCGUCCUCUGUUAGUUCAAUAACGAUGGACGAACGUAUGCAAGCAAUAUCGUUCGCGAACAGCUAUUUCGCUUUGGUCGAUGGUCUUGCUUCCGGUUUAGAAAAUCACUUAUCCGAGGACGUGGUCCUAGAUUGGUUUGGUAGAACGGUCAGAGGUAGAAGAAACGUAACCACCUUCAUCGAAGCGCAUAAAGUAAACUCUAGACAUAUAUUCUCUGAGAUAACACCAGUUGCUGGUAUCGGUUAUAAAAAGAAACAUUUCAAUCGAAAAAAGAUCCAUUCCUAUCACAAAUCAUUGACCAAAGAUGUCGGUUUGUACAAUGAUGCAAAUAAAAAAUUGAACGAUGAAAGGUUCUUGGAAGAAUCAGAAGUGUCUCCGAAAUGCAAAACUACGAUGGAUAUUAAUCAGAAUGAAAUCGUCACGAAGGUAGCCAGCGAAAUGGAUGACAUGUCUUACGAUCUGUGCGAGGGUGAUCUCAGUAAUCUUUUCAAACUCGAGAUCGCGUCAACCAACAUAGAAGAGAUCGAGCAAAGCAUUAAUAGGAUAAAAUUGGAAGAGGAAAUGGCACCAACCGUCAAAGCCGUCAAGAGAGAGUGUGGUCAAGGAGAUGGACCUGCUAUCGUUGAAACUAGCACGAUAAAAUACGUGGAGGCUGAUGGAGAGAUCGAAUUCUCUAGGAAAUUUUGGAAACGAGAUGCAUGGAACGCGUAUAUCACUGCUGCGUCUAACGUUCACACUUGGAGGCGACCAUGUAAAUUGCAAAUCGCGUAUACCACUUUAGUUGGACAGCCAGCCUUGGAAUUAUCUCGUAGAAGCAGAAAUACUGCAACACGCGUUGAACAGCCUAAAACUAGACUACCUAGCUUAUUGGAAAUCAACGAGAUCAGUAACAGAUUGAUACCCAAUGAAGAUCAUUUUGGUGGAUUCUUAAAGGAGAUUGAUUUCUACGAAGAUCGUAAGGAAUUUUUGAAAAAUCUGGGAACACAGAUGAUGUCUAAAGAUCCUGAUACACCACUGUUCGCUCCUCGCUAUGUAGAGAACAAGCUCGUUUUCAACAAACCAUGUGGUAAAAUCAGUGAUAAAAAUAGGGAGAGUAAGAAGAAGUUUAGCUUCAAUUAUCAGAUUCAUCUGAUCAUAUACGAAGGUACCAAUAAGUGCAGGAUGAAUCUUCUCCAUGAAUUUGAAAAAGCAAGAAUUUAGAAUUGAAUACUCCAAUACAAUUGUUAUUAUUAUUUUUUUUUAUUUAGGUAUUGUUUUGGAGAUCAUUUUAUGGGGAGAAAUUAUUGUUAGAAUAAUUAAUUUUUUUUUUUGUUUAGCAAUUUUUUUAUUGAAAAUCGUUCUGUGAUAUUUGAAAGUUUUACGUUUAUUGGGUACAGUGAUGAGGUAUUACAAGCCAAUUUAUUUUUUUCUCUUCUUUGGUUUUGGUGUGGUAUGGUACAUUAAGAUGUACCAUAGUUAUUAGAUGAUCUCACGUUCACCAGAUAAUCGAGUUUGAACAACGAAAUUGCUCUUUUAUCUAAGUGAAUAAUGUAUUGCAGUAUUGUUUACUAGCAAUAAUUCGAAUAAUUUACUAAGUGCAGCUGGUACCUGCGCUAAUUGUAUGAUACUCGCUCUACGACGCAGUAUUUUUGUUUAAAUUUCAGUAUUGUACAAUGGUAUUCUGAAUUGUUAUAUUAUCGUGAGAAAAUCCAUUACAGUUUUCUUGGAGCUCGAAUAAACUGUGAUCAACAAGA
Molecule: messenger RNA, 2119 nt
Organism: Osmia bicornis bicornis
Lineage: Eukaryota; Metazoa; Arthropoda; Insecta; Hymenoptera; Megachilidae
Exons: 5
Coding region: 330-1586 (418 amino acids)
Source: RefSeq, a predicted model, not a curated record